Messenger RNA from Tarenaya hassleriana, 1942 nucleotides. Its product is annotated as cytochrome P450 78A5. The transcript has 2 exons. The coding region runs from base 98 to 1669 and encodes 523 amino acids. The record is from RefSeq and is a predicted model, not a curated record. Gene Ontology annotation, molecular function: monooxygenase activity; oxidoreductase activity, acting on paired donors, with incorporation or reduction of molecular oxygen; iron ion binding. NCBI's taxonomy places the organism in Eukaryota, Viridiplantae, Streptophyta, Magnoliopsida, Brassicales, Cleomaceae.
UUCGCCUCUUGCACUCACCACUCCACAAACCCUCAAAAAACGCCUCUCUCUCUUUCUCUCUUCUGAUUCAGCUUCUUGACCGUAAAAAUUGCCGGAGAUGUCGCCGGAAACCUACCUCCUGUUCACCAACUGCACCGACGCCCUCAUGAGCUUCGAAGCUAUCCUAUGUUUUUUCUUCUUCGUGGCCGUACUCUCCUUCUCUCUCUCCCCAGGCGGGCUCGCUUGGGCCUGGGUCGGAUCCAAGACCCAGGUCCAGAUUCCGGGUCCUUCCGGGUCAAUCUACGCCUUUUCCGGAUCCACUCCCCACCGAGUCCUCGCUGAUCUCGCGAAACGGCUAAAGGCUACGCCUUUAAUGGCGUUCUCUGUUGGGUUCUCGCGUUUUGUGAUCUCUAGCGAACCGGAUACGGCCAAAGAGAUUCUGAACAGCUCGGCUUUUGCGGACCGGCCGGUUAAGGAAUCGGCUUACGAGCUGUUGUUCCACAGGGCCAUGGGAUUCGCGCCGUACGGAGAGUACUGGAGGAACCUUAGGAGAAUCUCUGCGACCCAUCUGUUCAGCCCGAGGAGAAUCUCCAGCUUCGGGGUUGUUAGGAGGGAGAUAGGGAUGGAGAUGGUGAACAAGAUCAAGAACUUCGUGUCUGAAACUGUGACUGGUGAAGUGGAGGUGAAGAAAGUUAUUCACUUUGGUUCUUUGAACAACGUUAUGAUGACUGUUUUCGGAAAAAGUUACGAUUUUGACGAUAAAGACGGAGGAAAUGGGUUUGUUCUUGAGAGGCUGGUGAGUGAAGGGUAUGAACUGCUUGGGAUUUUCAACUGGAGCGAUCAUUUACCUGUUUUGGGUUGGUUUGACUUCCAAGGAGUGAGGAAGAGAUGCAAAGCUUUGGUCUCCGAAGUGAAUGCAUUCGUCGGUGGAAUCAUAGAGGAACAUAAAGUGAAGAGGAACCACGAAGAUUUCGACGAAGAUGGUAGUUCUACUGCUGAUUUUGUUGAUGUCUUGCUUGGCUUGCAAAAGAAAGAAAAGCUGUCUGAUUCCGACAUGAUCGCUGUUCUAUGGGAAAUGAUCUUUAGAGGCACAGAUACAGUGGCGAUUCUUCUUGAAUGGAUUCUUGCGAGAAUGGUGAUGCACCAGGACAUCCAAGAGAAAGUUCAUUCAGAGAUUGCUUCAGUCACAAGCAACUCGACAAGGCCCGUUUCCGAUUCCGACAUCCCAAAUCUCCCUUAUCUCCAAGCCAUUGUGAAGGAAACCCUAAGGCUUCACCCUCCGGGACCACUCCUCUCAUGGGCCCGGCUUGCUAUCCACGACGUCCACGUUGGUCCCACUGUCGUGCCAGGUGGCACCAUAGCCAUGGUCAAUAUGUGGGCCAUAACCCAUGAUCCCAAAAUCUGGACCGACCCAGAAGAGUUCAAGCCCGAGAGGUUCAUGGAUGGUGAGGAUGUGAGCGUCAUGGGCUCGGAUCUUAGGCUCGCUCCUUUCGGAUCAGGUCGUCGGGUCUGUCCCGGUAAGGCAAUGGGUUUAGCCACCGUUCAUCUCUGGCUUGCUCAGUUGAUUCAGAGCUUCAAGUGGGUCAAAGGGUCUUGUGAUGUUGAGCUCACCGAGGUCUUGAAGCUGUCAAUGGAGAUGAAGAAGCCGUUGAUUUGCAAAGCUGUUCCGAGGGAAACUCAUUUCGCUUGAUUGCAAUCUGCCGCAUACCGGACUGGGUCUUAUCAGCCACUCUUGUCUAAUUACUAGUGUCAUGCUUUCGUGGGGGAAAAGCUAGGGUUUUUAGUUUUUGUUGCAACUUGGAUGGGUUUGGGUUUUUUUAGGUUUUUGUGUGGUUUUGUGGUUUGUCUUCGGUAUAAUGAUGUUUGUGGUGUUUUCGACUUCGAUGCUAUCUCUAUCAUCAUAUGUUCUGUUGUCUUAUGGCCUAUGUUUAGGUAUAUGUCAAUUAAACUUUUUUGCAUUUUA